AUGCCGUCUCCAGUGCCUGCAACCAACUUCACAACUUGUACUAUUUUCAAGAUGAAACCAAACACGACUAACACAACACAAGCUCCUUGUAAACUCCCUGCUAAUGAGGUUUUCAUAUUUGCAUAUUCACUACUGUUUCUCAUCAGUCUGGUGCUGAAUUGCAUCAUGGUGCGGGUGUAUUUCUGUUCCAAUCAGAACGUUCACUCCAGUGUAACAGUCUACAUGAAGAAUCUGGUUGCAGCUGACUUCUUCCUUUGUCUUUGUUUACCUUUGCGCAUUGCUGCCUAUGCCAAUAAUUCAGAGAUAAUGAACAUUAUUCACUGCAGCUUUGGAGCUACAGCAUUCUUCAUAAACAUGUAUGCAAGCAUCCUCUUCAUGGACUUUAUUGCUGCAAACAGGUACCUAAAGAUUGUCCGACCAACGGAGGUUCAUGCUCUGCAGACGGUUCAUACUGCCCGCUACAUUUCUGCAGCAACAUGGGUGUUCUUGUUAGCUGUGUCUUCCUUCUACUUGAUCCUCUUUCUACAGAACUUCUGGGGUCAAAUUCCUGAUGCAUUUACCUGUGAAUCCCAGCACAAUUCCCAGCUAAGUUUGACCUACAAAAUUUUACACUGUUUGACCUUUGUGAGCUUCAUUUUUGUCUUGGUAUCUCUGAUUGUGCUAUACUGGAAGACUCAUAAAAAACUCAGAGACGUUCAGUUUUCUUCACAGGUCAGUUUCGGAAGCCAAACAUUCAAAAGGUCUACACAUAACAUGCUAGUGCUGGUGGUCAUUUUUUGUGUGUGCUUUGUUCCCUAUCAAUUGGUGAAACUGCCAUACAUAUUCAUCAAACCCCUGCUGCGUGAUUGUACAGCAGUCCACGUGUACUACAUCCUGAAGGAGCUCACCAUCCUACUCUCAGCACUAAAUGCCUCUUUGGAUCCACUUAUUUACUUUUUCUUUUGCAAGACCUUCAGAGCCCGGUUUAAUUUUAGAGGUCACCAACCUGACCAUGAAUGAGGAUUAGAUGGCCUUUAUUUUAUUGUGCUUUGUGAUGUGCUCCUUUCUUAUUUUGUGAUUGUCAGAGGAUGAGUACCUUUGCCGAAAAAAAAAAAAAAAUGGGUGUAAAAAGAGUGAAUUUGCAAUGGCAUUAUGGAGAUGGUAUUAUUUUAAUUUAGAAAGAAAAAAAUAUAGUAAUGUAAAUCAAAAUAUUAUAGAGUUAAAGAGUUAAGAGUCAAAAUCUUUAGCCGGGGGAACCCCUGGUUGAGAUGAAAGAAUCACCUGUGUUACCUGUGUUAUGUCUGUUGAGUAAGUGUUUAUUCUGAUUUGCUCCAUCGCCAUGCGCUUUGUUACAAAAGCCGGCCAGUUUGAAGCUGCUGGAGAGAUGAGUCUGGAGUUUUCUCCCCCAACUUACUUGCUAAACAGCAAUUCCUCCUGUUCCAGUCAUUUGCCAUUUUUCCCCUGUGUAUUGUGUACCGUGUAAAGUAGGGUGACCAUAUGUGCCAUUCAAAUAUCCAGGUUUUGGAUUUGUUUUCCUGUUUUCAUACUUGCCGAAGGUAAUGAUCUAAAAGUAGUUUGACCAAUAACAUGCAGGCAUUGUACAUAAUUGACCAGUCUUGGCAUGUGAGAAGGUUGGAUCUACAGAGAACAGCCAAAGUGAUGCAAAUAUGCAUACAUAUCAGGUUUGUUUGAUCUGAAGCGGUGCCGCACAGACCAGUCAAUGUAUGACAUCAAAGUAAUUUUGCAUUUCAGAAGCAUAAGGAGCUGUCUGCUCUCUAUAAUUCUCACAGUACUUUUGCAUUUAUUUGCUAUUUUGGCAAUGCCCUCUCUCAAGUUUAUUAUUGCUUUCAUUUAAAGAUCUUGUAUCUUCUGUAGUACUUUGUUCCUUUAUGUUAUGUCUAAAGAGAUCUUUACUGUUGAUUUGAAAAACUGUGUAUGCUGAACAGUGCUUGGAUGGAAGAUGGAAAUCAGUUUGUUAAAUUCUUUUAUUUCUCGACCUCUAACCUAGACAGUGGAAAUAGAACUCCUGGGUAUAUCUAAAACUUUAAUAAUAAAAGUAGUAGUAAUAAUAAUAA
Labeo rohita (rohu) is the source of this 2054-nucleotide messenger RNA. RefSeq names its product P2Y purinoceptor 14-like. Gene Ontology annotation, biological process: G protein-coupled receptor signaling pathway. The record is from RefSeq and is a predicted model, not a curated record. The coding region runs from base 1 to 999 and encodes 332 amino acids. Lineage: Eukaryota; Metazoa; Chordata; Actinopteri; Cypriniformes; Cyprinidae. Gene Ontology annotation, molecular function: G protein-coupled purinergic nucleotide receptor activity. Gene Ontology annotation, cellular component: membrane. The transcript has 2 exons.